Arabidopsis arenosa is the source of this 787-nucleotide messenger RNA. Lineage: Eukaryota; Viridiplantae; Streptophyta; Magnoliopsida; Brassicales; Brassicaceae. The record is from the annotation of a GenBank genome assembly.
AAUCUCUCCGCUCACUUCCCUCACUGUAAACCCUAGAUCUUCUUCUCAAAUUUCAAUGGCGUCCGCAGAUGUUGAGUACCGGUGCUUCGUUGGAGGUCUAGCUUGGGCCACUGAUGACAGAGCUCUUGAAACUGCCUUCUCUCAAUACGGCGACGUUGUUGAUUCCAAGAUCAUUAACGAUCGUGAGACUGGAAGAUCAAGGGGAUUCGGAUUCGUUACCUUCAAGGAUGAGAAAUCCAUGAAGGAUGCGAUUGAGGGAAUGAACGGACAAGAGCUCGAUGGACGUAGCAUCACUGUUAACGAGGCUCAGUCACGAGGAAGCGGCGGCGGAGGUGGUGGCCGUGGAGGUGGUGGCGGUGGAUACCGCAGUGGAGGUGGUGGUGGAUACGGAGGUGGUGGUGGUAGCUACGGAGGUGGCGGCGGUAGACGUGAGGGAGGAGGUGGAUACAGCGGUGGUGGUGGAGGUUACUCGUCAAGAGGAGGUGGUGGUGGCGGAAGCUACGGUGGUGGAAGACGUGAAGGAGGAGGAGGAUACGGUGGUGGUGAAGGAGGAGGUUACGGAGGAAGCGGUGGAGGAGGAUGGUAAUUCCUUUAAUUAGAUUUGGGAUUAUCAAUGAUUGUUCUCUCUCUCUCGCUCGUUAUGCUUCUACUUGGUGCUUCUAUGUGUUCUCUGUUUGGUUUGGUUCUGCUUUAGAUUUGAUGUAACAGUUCGUGAUUAGGUAUUUUGGUAUCUGGAAACGUAAUGUUAAGUCACUUGUCAUUCUCUAAAUAACAAUUUUCUUCGCGA